ACUUCGUUCUCCCAAGUCGCUAGACAUUUUUUUUCUCCAUCGAGUUCGAGGGAAUCCUCGCCAUCCCCGCCCGCACUAUUAUUAAUUGAUUCCGACUCCAUCUCCGUCUUUCACAUUACUACAAAAUGGCGGCGCCUGGCCAGCCGUCUCCCCAGCAGAUUGCCGCCAUGCAGCAACAGUUCGCUGCUGAGGCCGCAAAGCGUGGCAUGACUCCGGAGGAAUUCGCUAAACAGCAGCGCGAACAGCUGAAUGCCGAAGCCGCAAAGCAUGGCAUGUCCACCGAGCAAUACGUCCAACAACUGAGAAUGCGAGCUCUCGCUGCUCACCAGAAGCAGGUCGAGGCUCAACGACAGGGCCAAGGAUCGCCACAGCCAGGACAACCAGGGCAGCAAGGUCAGCAAGACGAGCAAGGCCAGCAGGCACCACAACAGCCUCAACCACAACAGACCACGCAUCAAGUGCCUGUGAACCCAUCGAAUCCGCCAGAUCCCAAAGCCAUCGCAGUUGCGCAGUUCUUGCGAUCUCAGAACUUGAAGCCGAGGACGUGUAUCAUGGAUGGACAGAGGAAGGACAUGUUCAAAGUGAAACGUGCCAUUCGCGCUUUGGAGUCGCCCGCAUACGCUAAAGCAGCCGCAAAGAAAAACUCCCUCCUCCCUCCCGUAACGGACCGUGCAUCAGCAGAGAAUGUAUUCAAGCUCCUCCCUCUAUCGCUUCUUGCCUUGCGCGUGUCGAAAGUCGACCCCCAUGCGGGUCACAACCACGCGAAGCCCAAGAACCGAGUCAAGGGGCUGUGGACCGUCAAGAUUGAGCAACACCAGGAAACAGACCCUAUGAUGCACUACGUAUGGCUGUACGAGGGACCUCAAUGGAAACAGAAGGCUAUGGCCGCCGCAGUGGUGGCUGGUAUUUUCGCUGUUGUUCUCUUCCCAUUGUGGCCUAUGGUGAUGAGACAAGGUGUUUGGUACCUGAGUGUUGGUAUGAUGGGUCUACUGGGAUUAUUCUUCGCCAUGUCGAUCUUCCGUCUUAUUCUGUUCUGCGUCACGGUCUUUGUUGUCCCUCCUGGUCUCUGGUUGUUCCCGAACUUGUUCGAGGAUGUUGGCUUUAUCGACAGCUUCAAGCCUUUGUGGGGUUGGCAAGAGAGUAAGAAAAAGAAGAAGUCUAAGAAGUCUUCUGGCGACGCAUCCAAGCCCGCCAAGUCUCCAGUCUCUCAACCAGCCGACUCUGCCCCUUCAGCGACCACAACGGCAACCGCGGCCCCGGAUACUUCGAGUGCCGUCAAGCGUGAUCUUGCCCCUCGAGUUGAAGAGGUGACAGACGAGUAAUGGUAUAGAUCUAGCCACCUUGGUCUUUGUAGGUUCUUUUUGCAUCGUGUUGCACAGGAUCGUUGCUGCUAGGGAUAAACUUCACAUUCUGCAUCUGUAUGCUACCUGGUAUUUAUUACUAUCUUUGUUCGUCAGCUAUUCCUUGUCACCUGUUUGAAGGGUUUAUUCAUGUUGGUUCGGGUUAUGGGCGAAAUGAUUGCAAUUCUGUAUGAGGGUUUCAACAUACAAAAAAUGAAGUUCUGCUUUUCCACAAAUAGCUCCCGCUAUUCAUACAGUUUUCUUGAGGGUAGUAGUCCCAAAGUGCAACAGGAUUGUAUAGUUGGACAUUAACAGUGCAACUAGCUUCAUUUGGC
Aspergillus caelatus is the source of this 1675-nucleotide messenger RNA. RefSeq names its product Sec62 family protein translocation protein. The transcript is spliced from 3 exons. The record is from RefSeq and is a predicted model, not a curated record. NCBI's taxonomy places the organism in Eukaryota, Fungi, Ascomycota, Eurotiomycetes, Eurotiales, Aspergillaceae. Gene Ontology annotation, biological process: post-translational protein targeting to membrane, translocation. Bases 126 to 1322 code for a protein of 398 amino acids. Gene Ontology annotation, cellular component: endoplasmic reticulum membrane; endoplasmic reticulum.